Molecule: messenger RNA, 619 nt
Organism: Vespa velutina
Lineage: Eukaryota; Metazoa; Arthropoda; Insecta; Hymenoptera; Vespidae
Exons: 3
Coding region: 77-517 (146 amino acids)
Source: RefSeq, a predicted model, not a curated record
UCGAUUGCAAGCUCGCGGGCAAAUCGUUUCGACGGACAUUUACGAGCUAACACAUGAUUCCCAGGCUCGUACGUAAAUGCUACUACGAUGCUUGCACUUCCAACAACGCCAGUCCACCGACAACACAACGGCCGAGCUAACUACGCGAGCACGCGCACCGCAAAAUAAUUCCGUUUCCGGGUUGUUCGUGAAUGAACUCGAAUCAGAAAAACAAGACACCGAAUGGUUAACGAAUCACCAAGAGGAUUUACUGAAAGGGAAUUAUGUUACAAGGAGAAGAAAGUCAAGGUCGACAUUGGAGGAAAAUUCAGAAGGAGAGAAGACCGAGGAGACAAGUCCAAAGAUACGAAGAAAAUGGAAGCCGCGAAGAAAAAGAAAAUUCAAGAGAUCCCUACUUCCUGAAAGCAUUGAGAACGCGACUAGUACCAUCAAUAGCAUCGAGGACUCCUCCGAUGUGGUAAAGUCACGAAAGUGCAUUUGUCCGUGGAAAUGUCCAAGUAAAGAAGAGAAAAGAUAAAAAUCGAAAGGGAUAGCUUCCAAACCUUUUCUCCUUUCGAGAUUUCGAGCUUCUUUUCUUUUUCUUUUUUUUCAUUUUCUUUGUUUUUUUUUUCUUCCUUAU